AUGCCACAUGUCCUUAUUAUAAACACCUACGUUCCACGUGUCAAUCUUGCAGCGAUCUUAUCGAUUGUUUUCCCGUCCAUUGCUUCAUUGAAGAAUCGACAUCAUCUCUUACUAAUAAGUAUUCUUGCUUCGUUCCUUCUAUUAUCUGAUGAUUCUCUCCCGUUUGUUUUCUGCCUUAAUCUUUUACCCACUCCACCUCUCUCGCUUUCAAACCCUAGACAAUUCGAUUGGAGAAUGAAGGUUACUAUGGAGGUGUACGUCUGCUCAUGGAAACUUGUAAAGUUUAUACCAAAUACUGCAAAGAACAGGGGAUCGAUCUUCACAACAACAACUUUUCUCUUUCAUAUGAAACUAACAUCCCUCGUCAGACAUGGUUAUCUGGUUCAGUGUCAUUGUUUACAAGACAGAGUAGCUCAAGUUUAUGGAGGCCUUGUUUACAUGGAUUUUGACAAGGACAAGAUGGAUAAAUGUAGGCAUGGAAAUUACAUAGAGUUGGAUACAAGUCUUCUUCCACUUUUUCAUCUCAUCUAUGCUGAAAAUCCAAGUGAUUCUGGAAAGGUGCAUAGCACAGUUCGACAAAGAUGGCUAGAUGGAGACAAGUUUAUAAUAUCAUCAAUGGAGGAAGCGGCAAACUUAGCUCUUGACGGAAAACAACUUUACUUGAAAAAGAUUAUUCUAAACUUGCUACCCUUAUGA
This is a messenger RNA of Lactuca virosa, 696 nucleotides long. NCBI's taxonomy places the organism in Eukaryota, Viridiplantae, Streptophyta, Magnoliopsida, Asterales, Asteraceae. The record is from the annotation of a GenBank genome assembly.